AUGCACCGUUUGUUGCAGCUUCAGUGAAAGAAGAAUCAGAGAAAGGCGGCUGAAAUGCAGAGGAUAGAUUUGCCCCCGCCGGGUCCUGAUGACCUCCCGCUUUCUCUUUUGGAGAUGGGCUGUUCAGGGAGGUUUGAACUGAUCACCCACCCAACGGCCAAUCACAAACCCCUACCAGCACAGAGCACGCUUCCACACGGCCUCCCUCCCACCAGUGUGGACCUGAAGAUGGAGGUAGAGAAACGUUUCCUACAGGAUCCUGCAUGGCUGCCCAUCCACGACACCACAGACGCGUUCCAGAAGUUCCUCAAGUUGACAAAGAGAGACAGACAGGUGGACUCACUGCUGCACUCCUCUCUGUCUCCUCUGCACUCCGGCCUGUCUGUGGUACGAGACCCCACCACCGGACUGCUGCAGGACUUCACCGAGGUGUUACUGGAGCACACUGGCUUGUCGGCGAAGAACUCUUUAUCAAUGCAAAGGCAGCCAGGACCCCCAUCUGAGAGCCUGCGAGGAAGCAACACCAACUACCCAUUCCUGCCAGGUGGAAUGGAGGAGCUGACGCUGGAGCAGAUAAAGAAGAAGUCUGGGUUGGAGAAGGACGUCGACUUUCAGCAUGAUUUACUGACGGUGCCUCCAGGAUUGAAGGCCGGCAUGGACUUCACUGGCAAAGAAGCCAAAACCACAAAAGGUGAAGUGAACCUGCUGUCCCUCUUAUCGACGUUUGAUGACAUAAUCGAACCCUUGCAAGAGGAGAAAGAGAAAGAUCCGGCGAGCGCAGAGGCAUCGAAACUUCCCAGAACAAACAGCCUGGAGGAUCUGGGCAUUAAGGACACAGUUCCCGUCACCGCUUCAGCUGCAGCUUCAGCACCAGGCAAGCCGGACGAAGGAACAAAGAGAAGCCAUGAAGAGAAGGAGAGGAAGUGGGCUGUUCCUGUGAACAUCACCGCGCCCUGUGAUGAUUUCUACAAAAGGAUCCCAGAUCCUGCUUUUAAGUACCCGUUUGAGCUGGACGUGUUUCAGAAGCAGGCGAUUCUCAGGCUUGAGGCUCAUGAUUCGGUGUUCGUGGCUGCGCACACCUCGGCUGGCAAGACUGUGGUGGCCGAAUACGCCAUCGCGCUCUCCCAGAAACACAUGACCAGGACCAUCUACACGUCUCCUAUCAAAGCUUUAUCCAAUCAGAAAUUCAGAGACUUUAAGACCACGUUCGGUGACGUCGGGCUCCUGACUGGAGACGUUCAGCUGAGUCCUGAGGCGUCCUGUCUGAUCAUGACUACUGAAAUAUUACGGUCUAUGCUCUAUAACGGAUCCGAGGUUAUUCGGGACCUGGAAUGGGUGAUAUUUGACGAGGUUCAUUAUAUUAAUGAUGCAGAGCGAGGUGUUGUUUGGGAGGAGGUGCUCAUCAUGUUGCCCGAACAUGUUAGCAUUAUUUUACUCAGUGCUACCGUCCCUAACGCAGUGGAGUUCAGUGAGUGGAUCGGGCGAAUUAAGAAGAGGCCGAUCUACGUGAUCAGUACGAUGAAGAGGCCGGUACCGCUGGAACAUCAUCUCUACACAGGAAACAGCACCAGGACUCAGAAAGAGCUCUUCCUCCUGCUGGAUGCUACCGGAAACUUCCUCACCAAAGGGUACUACGCCGCUGUGGAGGCCAAAAAAGAGCGCACCAGUAAACAUGCACAGUCCUUUGGAACAAAGAAGGUGGCACAGAGUACCACGUCCAGCCAGGACCGGACCGUGUGGCAGACGUUGCUCGGUUUUCUGUCACAACGGCAGCAGACUCCAGUGGUGGCGUUUACCUUCUCACGGACACGCUGUGACGAAAACGCUCGCUUGCUGACCUCUCUCGAUCUGACCAGUUCGGUGGAGAAGAACGAGAUUCACUCCUUCUUCCACAGGAGCCUGAGCAGGCUGAGAGGAGGAGAUCGACAGCUACCCCAGAUCUUGGUGAUGAGGGACUUGCUGAAGAGGGGCAUUGCCGUGCACCAUAGUGGCAUCCUGCCCAUCCUGAAGGAGGUCAUCGAAAUGCUCUUCUCCAGAGGGCUAGUAAAGGUUCUGUUCGCCACCGAGACUUUUGCGAUGGGCGUGAACAUGCCGGCCAGGACCGUGGUGUUCGACAGUAUCCGCAAACAUGAUGGGACCGGAUUCAGAAACCUCCUGCCCGGUGAGUACAUUCAGAUGGCAGGGAGAGCGGGCAGAAGGGGGCUGGAUCCUACAGGCAUGGUCAUCAUCCUUUGCAAGAGUGGAGUUCAUGAGAUGUCAGACCUGCACACCAUGAUGCUUGGGAAGCCGACGCUGUUGCAGUCCCAGUUCAGGCUGACCUACACGAUGAUUCUCAACCUGCUGCGAGUGGAAGCCCUCAGAGUUACUGACAUGAUGCGUAGGAGCUUUUCUGAGAACCACCGGGACACACAGACUAAUGAAAGGAGGACAGCCGAGUUGAAAAGUGAGCUCUCCUCUCUGCCUCCUCUGGACACAGAGGGUCAAUUAUCCGAUCUGCUGGCUUAUUAUCGUACCGUUACGGAGCUGCGCAUCACUACUGAGGCUCUGCAGCAAGCAGUAAUGGAGUCAGUGAAUGGACUAAAGGCUCUGUCAGUGGGACGGGUCAUGGUGGUCAACAACGGCCAGCACUUCAACGCCCUGGCCGUUAUCUUACAGGUAUCCACUGACUCUGUGAAUCGGACGUUCACCGCCCUCAUCAUGUGUGAGAAAGGGAAUGAGGAGCUAUCGGGAAGCGCUCAGCCCAAGCGAUCUCUGACACACCUUCACAACAGCAGCCUUUUCAUCCCAGAGGGUCCCUGCAGCCACACGGUACAAAAAUUGAAGCCGCAGGACAUCUCAGCCAUCACAGUUAAGACCCUGAAGGUCAUACCGGAGAGGAUCAUCGACAACUAUAACAAGAGACAACAGCCGCGCUUCAGACACGAUCCACCUGGCCAGGCCAUUUCCACUGCCACUCAGGAGCUCCUGCGAUUGGCUGAGGCCAGCCCGAAUGGCAUGGCAACCCUCGACCCUGUGAAUGAUCUUCACCUGAAGGGCGUGGAUGUAGUGGAGGGGGUGAUGAGACAGCGAGUCCUGCAGGAAAGCCUGAAGGAGUUUCACUGCCCCCACUGCCCCACCUUUACUGAACAGUUUGCACGUGUGCAGGAGAGGAUGAGGCUACAGGAAGAGCUGGAUAAGCUGCUGUACCUGAUCUCUGAUCAGUCCCUGACUCUGCUGCCCGAGUACCAUCAGAGGAUAAAGGUUCUGGAGGCUCUGAACUACAUCGACGGUACUGGUGCCGUUCAGCUGAAAGGCAGGGUGGCGUGUCAGAUCAGCAGUCAUGAGAUGCUGCUCACCGAGCUGCUGUUCGAGAACACCCUGAGCCCUUUGGCGCCGGAGGAGAGCGCCGCCCUGCUGUCCUGCCUCAUCUUCACACAGAACACGCAGGUCGAACCGCACGUCCCCAGCACGAUCGAAGAGGCCAUUAAUCGGGUGCUGUGUGUAGCUCAACGUAUCGGAGAUCUACAGCGGGACUGUGGCCUCGCUCAGACGGCAGAAGACUUUGUUUCCCAGUUUAAGUUCGGACUGACGGAGGUGGUGUACUGCUGGGCUAGAGGGAUGCCGUUUGCUGAGAUUGCUCAGCUAACAGAUGUGCAGGAGGGCACAGUGGUGCGCUGCAUUCAGAGACUAGACGAGGUGCUGAAGGAGGUGAGACAAGCGGCCCGGAUUGUUGGAGACUCUGUUUUGGGCAGCAAGAUGGAGAGGGCGUCGCUGGCGAUCCGCAGAGACAUCGUAUUCACAGCUUCUUUAUACACACACUGAGAACGUGAGGACCACGGGAUGAUCGAGGGCGUGAUGGUCAUGGGCAAGUCAUAAGAGAACAUGGAACAGUGUCUGCAUGAAUAAAGCAAUACUCUAAUGUGUGAUGUAUAGCCAUGAAUACUGAUCAUCAGAAUGCGUACUAGAACAAGAACUGGCAACCACACCUGCGACAAGGAGCACUAAAUCCAUCAUGGCAGAAAAGACUGGGUCCAAAGGUGUACAUGAAUUACAGAGUACAUGUUUACAUGUCAUGUUUGAGAGAUUGUAUGGCUGCUCGCUUUGAGAACAAAGCCGAUAAUGGAUUGUAAUCUAUUGUACAGUAAUACAAAUGACUGUAAUCAAUUAAACCUCUUUCAUUCA
Trichomycterus rosablanca is the source of this 4161-nucleotide messenger RNA. RefSeq names its product SKI2 subunit of superkiller complex (gene skic2). The record is from RefSeq and is a predicted model, not a curated record. Gene Ontology annotation, biological process: nuclear-transcribed mRNA catabolic process, 3'-5' exonucleolytic nonsense-mediated decay. The coding region runs from base 55 to 3801 and encodes 1248 amino acids. Gene Ontology annotation, molecular function: RNA helicase activity; RNA binding; ATP binding. NCBI's taxonomy places the organism in Eukaryota, Metazoa, Chordata, Actinopteri, Siluriformes, Trichomycteridae. Gene Ontology annotation, cellular component: Ski complex. The transcript is spliced from 29 exons.